UGAGUUGACCAUUGACCAACAACGCACGAGAACCAUCUUCUUAAAUCAGAUGCUUCUACUUCGUCAUUUGGACAUGGAGUUGGAGGAACGAGACAAUAUAGCAUUUUCUUCUUGAUCUAUCUUCAGCUUUCAUCCCUUCGAUCGGACAUGGCAGAUGCUUUCACCGAUGAACAGAUUCAAGAGUUCUACGAAGCCUUCUGUCUCAUCGAUAAAGACUCCGAUGGGUGCAUAACGAUGGAGGAGUUGACAAAGGUGAUGAGAUCAAUGGGGAAAACCCCAAAGAGAGAAGAAUUGGAAGAGAUGAUGAAGGAGAUGGAUGUCUAUGGCAACGGCGGAGUCAACUUUGAAGAUUUCUUGUUUAUCAUCGCUCAUAACACCAAGGAGGAAGGAGAUGAGCUGAGUGAAGUGUUCAGAGUGUUCGACAGAGACGGAGACGGAUUGAUAUCAGCGGGGGAGCUGGGGCAAGGAAUGAAGGAUAUGGGGAUGAAGACAACGGAGGAGGAGGCAGAGCAUAUGGUCCGCGAGGCCGAUCUCGACGGCGACGGGUUCCUCUCUUUCCAGGAGUUUGCUAAAAUGAUGAUCGCUGCCUCUUUCUAGUGUAUUUUUUUUUUCCGAGUUGUGGAUUGGGAUGAUAUGAACAACUUGGCGUUUCUAGUAAACACAAAGGGAUCGCGUAAUGGGGAUUGUCGAA
Tarenaya hassleriana is the source of this 691-nucleotide messenger RNA. Its product is annotated as calmodulin-like protein 9. The transcript has 4 exons. The coding region runs from base 148 to 597 and encodes 149 amino acids. Lineage: Eukaryota; Viridiplantae; Streptophyta; Magnoliopsida; Brassicales; Cleomaceae. Gene Ontology annotation, molecular function: calcium ion binding; enzyme regulator activity. The record is from RefSeq and is a predicted model, not a curated record.